Messenger RNA from Nematostella vectensis (starlet sea anemone), 558 nucleotides. Its product is annotated as testis-specific H1 histone-like. The coding region runs from base 1 to 558 and encodes 185 amino acids. The transcript has a single exon. Lineage: Eukaryota; Metazoa; Cnidaria; Anthozoa; Actiniaria; Edwardsiidae. The record is from RefSeq and is a predicted model, not a curated record.
AUGCUAUCAUCCGUGCUAGAGAGAAUGCUAUCAUCCGUGCUAGAGAGAAUGCUAUCAUCCGUGCUAGAGAGAAUGGCAUCAUCCGUGCUAGAGAGAAUGCUAUCAUCCGUGCUAUUCAGAGAGAAUGGUAUCAUCCGUGCUAGAGAGAAUGCUAUCAUCCGUGCUAGAGAGAAUGGUAUCAUCCGUACUAGAGAGAAUGCUAUCAUCCGUGCUAGAGAGAAUGCUAUCAUCCGUGCUAGAGAGAAUUCUAUCAUCCGUGCUAGAGAGAAUGCUAUCAUCCGUGCUAGAGAGAAUUCUAUCAUCCGUGCUAGAGAGAAUGCUAUCAUCCGUGCUAGAGAGAAUCCUAUCAUCCGUACUAUUCAGAGAGAAUGCUAUCAUCCGUACUAUUCAGAGAGAAUGGUAUCAUCCGUACUAUUCAGAGAGAAUGCUAUCAUCCGUACUAUUCAGAGAGAAUGUGAUCAUCCGUACUAUUCAGAGAGAAUGGUAUCAUCCGUAUUAUUCAGAGAGAAUGCUAUCAUCCGUACUAUUCAGAGAGAAUGUUAUCAUCCGUACUAUUAA